AGUAGCUUUAAAAGGACGCUUAGCCGCUAACUAGCUAGCUAGUUCGAACGAUGUGCUGCUAAUAUGUAUUACCAAUUAGGUAGUUGAGAUCAUUUCUUAAUUUUUGUAGAUGAUAAAGUAAUGUGUGUGUGUUUGUAGAAGUAGCUGUUCAGUGACAGAUCUGUUGUAUUCUGAGCAUGGGAUACUUGGCUGUGUUUCCAGUCAUGAGUGGAAAGCGAGCAUUCUGCCCUGGCUCGACUGGAAAGCUGACAGAUCAACGAAUUAUUGAAGAUCACAUGAUCUCUCAUUACAAAAGGCUGCACUCGGCAAAAGCUUCAGUGGACUGUUCAGUACCCAAAAGUAUGCGUUGUGAUGUAAAAUAUAUUGACCAAAAACGCUGUGAACAGAUAAAAAAAGGUGAGAGGACGCAAUCAGUAAGGUCCCUUUCUCAGAGGAGCCUCAGGUUAAAUGAUCUUCCUUCUUCCUCAUCCAGAAAUGUCAAACCUUCUGCUCGAGGUGCUGAGAGUGCCUAUUUUAACUCAGGUGGUUCCAUCAUGUCCUCCCCAAGACUUAGUACUUCAUUUAAUUGUAAGCAAAUUGUCUAUCCUUCUCAAAUGGUUGCACGGGCUCAAAACUGCCGGCCAUCAUCGGAAUUAAGUUACAGAAGUCCAGAAUCUCAAAGAGACCGCUUCAGUCAUUUGUGUGCCACAUCUUCAAGUCAGACAUUUAAAAGUUUUCAAGACCCUACACAAAAAACCUACAGUGGCGACGUCCUUCUUAAACAUGCCCACUGCUUCACACAAGAAAAGCCGUUCAUUCCCAGAACUCUGAAAACAGACUGCAAGUCCUCUUUGUCUACCUAUCGGUAUUACACUCCUGCAAAUAGGAAAGGAGCUAAAGAAAAGACACAAUCUACAUUUAAUCAACCAGACACUCACCACAGAAGCAAGCAAAGAUCUCCAACAGCACAUGAUUCACCCCAGUCAUGCAGUGUUGACCAUGAUUGGUCUGAUGAUGAGUCAAAUGUUUUUGGACGUUAUGACACAGAAAAUAAAUUCAAAGCUAAUGAUUUUUUUCUCAGCUCCUUAAGGGUAUCACCAGAGGGAAUGAAGUCCCCAAUUAUGAGAAAAGUAAUACAAGAAGAGGAGGAAUUAUUGUACCUUGAGUUUAUUGCUGAUGUAACAAAUGAGAUUAUACAACGCGGCAUCUAUUCUGAUAGAGUCCUGCAACGGGUGUUUGAGCGUCACAUUGACAUGAAUAAACAUCGGUUAGAUGAAGACAGAAUGCGUCACCUUCUGGAAUCACUUCAGAAUGAUUUGCAAAAGCCCCCAUAUUCCCCUGUUACUGUUCUUGAAAACAAGGAAAGAGAAAAUUCUUUACUGCAUGGACACAAAGUAUUAAGUCUUCAGGAAGAUUUUGGAAAUUUUACAGCAGACGAAACCAGCCUCCUCUCUUUUACACCUUUAAGAGAUAAAGACAAAUGGGAACCGGAUAGAGUCAAUUCUAGAUUAGAUACCACACCAGUAAAUGACAGCAUUUUAGAGAAUGCUAAAUCUAUCAGACCAGAUGAUGAAAAGGGCCUAAUUGACUCAGAGCAAGAUAAUAAAAAAAGGUUGGAAAACUAUCAGCUCAGUGAAGACAAGAGGCAUCAGAACUGUGCAGAUAAUGAUGACCUUGACGAACUCGGAAGAAACAUGGCAGAGUCCCUAUAUGUCUCUGAAAUCAACAGCUCACAAGAGGACACUGAACAAGAGUCAUCUGUGAAACUUAGUGAUGAUGAAUUUUGACAUAUACUUAUUGAAAUGAAGACAUUGCUGAGUAUUUAUUUUAAUGUUUUCUGGUCUCAGGUUGUACAGCUGCUUAGUAAAAACAGUAAUUAUUUUACAUUAUAACAGUACAAGGCAGCUCUUAAGAAGUUGGAUGGUAACUUUUAAAUGUCCACCAGCUUAAUAAUGUUGAAAUAAUGAUUUUGAAAUGAUGAUCAAUUGUUACCUUUUUUGUGUGUACUAUGGAGUUCAUCCUAAAUGCAGCAUUGUAUGACAAAGUAAUCAAACAAUACUUACAGUGAUGCAGUUCACAGGAAUAAGAUCGCACAAUAUAGCAUAGCUGACAAUCCAUUAAAUGUCCUUUAGAAAUUAACCAUUCAUAAAAGAAAUAAAGAAUAUUUUCAUUCUU
Clarias gariepinus (North African catfish) is the source of this 2154-nucleotide messenger RNA. It is a transcript of the gene spata7, whose product is annotated as spermatogenesis associated 7. The record is from RefSeq and is a predicted model, not a curated record. The coding region runs from base 177 to 1766 and encodes 529 amino acids. Gene Ontology annotation, cellular component: rod photoreceptor outer segment; axoneme; ciliary basal body. The transcript is spliced from 11 exons. Gene Ontology annotation, biological process: photoreceptor cell maintenance; protein localization to photoreceptor outer segment; microtubule cytoskeleton organization. Lineage: Eukaryota; Metazoa; Chordata; Actinopteri; Siluriformes; Clariidae.